UGACACAGUAACGUAUGUAUAACCAACCAUAAAGAUUUACAUUAUUUGAGUCAUUAUUCGAGUCUAAAUUAAUGCUGCCAGUGAUGGCCAGGCUGUUGUCCUUGACUCAAUCAAGCUGUCAAAUUUACGCAGGUGAGACGAAUCCACCUAAAUCAAUAUUCGUGAGGGCUGGACUAUGGUGUAGAAUUGUUGGAUGCAAACUUCAAAGAGCGGAAAUUCAGAGUUUCCCUUGACUGGGUCCUGGUUCUGGAGUAGAGGAUGCAGACCAUCCACACAUUGGAUAGCCAGGUGCAUGCUGUCCUGGAGAGCAUUGUCAGAGCGCCUUUCAGGGUUGAGCCUGGGGCUCUGGCCAGUUGGGGCUGUCUGAACAGGGACCUAAACAGGAAGAGGACUUUCAUCAGCCUCUCCUCCCUUCAGCCUUACUUCCUCUGCCAACAGCUACAUGACAACCAUAGAGAUGAGAGAUAUCAAACCCAGUUUCAGACCCAGACACUGCUACAUGAGCUGUGGCCAAAUCAUCAUAUCCAGCACCAUUCCCUGCUCCAGCUCCAUCACCAUCCUCUCUCCCAGUCCUGCCUGCUCCAGCCCCAUCCCCUCUCCCAGCCCUGCCUGCCCCAGCCCCAUCCCCUCUCCCAGCCCUGCCUGCCCCAGCCCCAUCCCCUCUCCCAGCCCUGCCUGCUCCAGCCCCAUCCCCUCUCCCAGCCCAGCCUGCCCCAGCCCCAUCCCCUCUCCCAGCCCUGCUUGCCCCAGCCCCAUCCCCUCUCCCAGCCCUGCCUGCUCCAGCCCCAUCCCCUCUCCCAGCCCUGCGCAGGCGCACUGAGCAGCCAGGCAGAGAGCUCUGCUGAGCAUGCCCCGGAGGGACGCGUCUGCGUCAGCCUAUUAUGCAGACGGGGGGCCGAGCCAGCAGAGCAGAGAGAGAGAGACACUGACGCAGAGGGGCAGUCACGGAGAGAGAGCAAAAGCAGCAGGAGGAGGAGGAGGAGGAGAGAGAGCGUGCAGGCGCGGUUGCUAUCGUUGUCGAACGUCUCCGCUGCAUCAUUGUCAACAUCAGCGCUGCUGCCAUCGUCACCGGAAAGCCAGCAUAACGGAGGACUCUCUGUUCAGCACAACAACAACCAGCAGCAGCAGGGAGCAGGAAGCAGACGAGGCCCACACUGGAGCAUCUGUCCCAGGCAUGGCCUGAGAGGCAAGCGGGGGUGCUGCCGGAGGUGGAGAAGCAUCAUGGGGAACCAAGAGGCGAAGCAGAGGAAGGCCGCGGCAGCGGGGGAUGGAAACACCGUUGCCGCGGACGACGCUCCGGGGCUCCGCGAGGCGGAGAGCACAAAGAAGGGAGGAGGAGGAGCGGGGAAGAAAUCCCACGGCAGGCACGGCAGAGGAGGAGGGGACGGAGGGACCAAGAAGAAAAACAAAUCCGAGUCCAAGUCGUCCGUGUUCUCCAUUCGUAAGCGGAAGAACCAGUCCAAGGGGAAGGGAGGGGGCUCCAUGGGGGGGUCCAGGGAGGACGUUCUGGUGUCCCAGCAGGACGAGCUGGACAGCGCUCACUCCCUGUGCAAGACCCCAGACCUCUCAGCGGACGAGCUGGGCCAUUCGGACACGGAGGCGGUGGAGCACGGCAGCGGCCGGGUCGCCGCGGCCCGGGGAGAGAGCGGGAAGGCAGGCGCCACCACGGCGAAAAGCCCCGGAGAGGAAGGGCCGCGGGCCAGCUCAGGGUCGGACACGGACAUCUACAGCUUCCACUCGGCGGCGGAGCAGGAGGACCUGCUAGCAGACAUCCAGCAGGCUAUCAGGCUGCAGCAGGGGGGGCUCAUCUCAGGGGCUGAGGGACUGGGAGGCUGGGGGGGCAAUGGAGGAGGAGUGAGGAGGAAGCAGAGCUGUGACACCACCACUCCCACCCCCCCUGAGCCAGAGAGAGAGACCCAGCUCCAGAAGGGGUCCGUGUGUGUGUCUGGACCCCCGGCUGACUCUCUGUCUGCCUCUGCCCCCAAGACACAGAAUGGCCUGCUUUCAAGCCUGCUUAGUUCCUUGAAUGAAGCUGAGGAGAGGGAGAGGGAGAGAGAGGAGGAGGAGAAGGAGGAGAAGGAGGAGGAGGAGGAGGAGGAGGAGGAGGAGAGGGAGCAUGCUGCCGCUGUAGCACAGCUAAACGGGGAGCGGACAGAGCUAGAGGAGCCCGAGGCUCAAGCAGCCCUUUGUGCUGUUGCCGCGGGGACAAAGGACCAGCAUGCUGCUCAUCUCACUCCCCUCCCUCUUCUCCCCUCCACUACUGCCUCAGAGACGGAUAGGGGGGUGGGGGGCCUGGUUGCCAAGACAACCAGCGCUAACAGCUUCAUGGAUCUCACCGCCUCGUUUGAGAGUGCUGUGGAGCCCCCUGAGGAAUUGGAGGAAUUGGAGGAAUUGGAGGAAGUAGAGGAAGUAGAGGAAGUAGAGGAAGUAGAGGAAGUAGAGGAAGUAGAGGAAGAGGUUGAGGUGGAGGAAGAGGUUGAGGUGGAGGAAGAGGUGGAGGUGGAGGAAGAGGUGGAGGAAGGUGAUGAGCUGGAGGAAGGUGAUGAGGAGGAGAACGGCCUGUACCCAGACAAGCCCUCUCUGUCUGCAGACAGCCAUAGCGACCACAGCAGGAGCCAAGAGUUCCAGGGGGAUCUCAGCGAGGGGGGGCUGAGUUCCCACCAAGCCUCCGAGGAGGGGGUCUGUCUGGGGGGCGGCACAAGCGUCGAGUCCCUGGAGUGCGUCAGCUCCUCGGAGCCCCUCCCCGAGGACGCCCCGACCAUGGAGCGUAGGAAGAGCAGCGUGUCCUUCUCCCAGUGGACGCUCCAGGAGAGCCCUCUGGCCACGCGCCUGCUCAAGUCCAGCCUGGCGGGUGGGGGUGGGGGCGGCGGCGGGGGAAGCCCCACGGUCAAGCCCUACCCUCCCAUCUUCCCCUCCUACAUCAAGACCACCACGCGCCAGCUCAGCUCCACCAGCUUCUCCCCGGGCGCCUCGCCGACCCAGAGCCCGCUCUUCCACCGGCGCUACUACGAGCUGGGUCACCACCGGGCCGAGCAGCGGCGCCUGCGGAGGCAGCGCUCCCACAGCAUCACCGGGCCGCUCAGCCGCUCCGCCGACUGGACCGAGGACCUGGAGAGGCUGCGUCCGGGGGAGGAGGAGGGCGAGGGGGCCUACCUGGGGUACGGGGGCUCGGAGGACAGGCUGAGAGGGGGCAGCCAGCCCCUCUGUGCCACGCGGAGGUCCUCCUGUGGACAGUUAUCCACCGGCAGCUUCCAGGACGUCUUCACUGGGCGCACCCUGCUGGAGAAGCUGUUCAUGCAGCACGAGUCCGGCCCUCCGGAGGAGGCAGAGCGUCUGUGCUCCCGCAUCCUGGCCAUGGGCCUCCUCCUGCCCUUCUCCGACUGCUUCCGGGAGCAGCUAGGGGGCAGCACCCCCCACAUCGUCUCCAAGUUUGACAGUGUGUCGGACAAGGAGACCGAUGCGGACAGAAGGAGACACGCGGACCCAGACAGAGAGGCAGAUCCCGAAAGGCAUGCGGGCACCGACGCAGAGAGAGCCAGGGACACCGCGGAGCCCGUCAGCUGCCCCCUCUCUGCAGUGGUGUGUGGGGAUGCCAGCAGGUCCCUGGUCCUGGCCCAGGUGCCGGAGCUGGUCCGCGAGCUGCUGACAGUCAGCGGGCAGAGCCGGGGUGAGGAGAGGGAGAGGAGGCUGGACCUGGCUUGGCUCAAACUCAAACAGACCGUGCGGCGGAAAUGUAGCCUGUUUGAACACUUGCAGCAAGACCAGCUGUACACCUGGGCGGCAGUGAGCCAGCCACCCCAGUCCAUGGAGCACAUUGAAGGGCGCAUCCCUGGGCAGAUUAGGACCCUGUGGCCUCCGCCCAGACCUGGAGGGGAGGACCGGCCUGGCCUGAAGUACACCGAGGCUGAGCACCAGGCAGCCAUCUUGGGUCUGAAGAGACAACAGAAGGAGCAGGAGAAAGAGCUGCAGGAGGAGUCGGUGUUCAAGACGGUGAAGCUGAAAGAGGAGCAUGUAAAUGUCAUCGAGCAGCUUGAGCAGACCAUUGAGGACCUGAGGACCAAGAUUGCAGAGCUGGAGAAACAGUACCCCCUGCUGGACAAAGACGGCACUGCCACCAGGGACCAGGAGUGCGGGGGGGAGGCGGGGCUGCUGAGGGCUGUGUGCGAUGUGGACCUGCAGACGGACGAGGGACUGUGCCUUCUCCUGGGUCGCCUGGAAGCCAAGUCCGUCCAGACGUCGCCCAUGGACGAGGGCUUUAGGUUCAAAGUGCCUUUAGUGGACCAGACACAAGCAUCCAUGGCCCCACCCCCCCCUCCACCUCCGCCCCUCCCCUCCCAGAAUGGGGUGGCUGUUCCCCCCUCUGGCCCCGCCGGCCUCCCCUCUGAACUGCCCGGCUCACCCAAACAGGGGCAGGGAUUCGUGUGUACGUGCCAACAGCAGCAGCAGAGUGGUACCCAACCUCCGCCUCCUCCCCCUCCCCCACCCCUCCCUGGCCUACUCGUUCCUCCCCCGCCUCCCCCGCCACCUCCCCCACUUCCAGGGCAGGCCAUAGCCCCUCCACCACCCCCACCCCUACCAGGAGGUGCUAUGCCUCUUCCUCCACCUCCACCCCCACUCCCUGGUAUGUCCAUGCCCCCACCCCCUCCACCCUUACCAGGCAUGUCAGCACCACCACCACCGCCCCCUCUGCCAGGCGGAGGACCCCCACCCCCUCCACCGCUACCUGGGAUGGGACCCCCUCCUCCUCCUCCUCCUGGUUGUGGAGCCCCCCCACCACCUCCACCUCCUCCAGGAGUCUGUUUCCCCCCUACGUCUGGAGGGCUGGGCUCCCUGCCCCCUCCACUGCCCCUGGGACUUUACGCCCUGGGAAUGGCCCAUGAGAAACCCCCCCGGAAAGGCAUGGUUGAGCCUCCCAGGCCCAUGAAGCCCUUGUACUGGACCAGAAUACAGCUGAAUAUGAAGAAGGAGGUGAGCUCCUCUCUGGUGUGGGACAAGGUCGAGGAGCCUGACGUGGACUUCCAGGAGUUUGUGGAGCUGUUCUCCAAAACAGCUGUCAAGGAGAAGAAAAAGCCCCUGUCUGACACCAUCACCAAGUCUAAAGCCAAACAGGUGGUGAAGCUGCUGAACAACAAGCGUUCCCAGGCAGUAGGCAUCCUGAUGUCCAGUCUGCACCUGGAUAUGAAGGACAUCCAGCAUGCCAUUAUGAACCUGGACAACACUGUGGUGGACCUGGAGACGCUGCAGGCCCUCUACGAAAACAGAGCACAACAAGAUGAGAUGGAUAAGAUUGAAAAGCACAUCAAAUCCUCCAAAGACAAAGAAAACGCCAAGCCCCUGGAUAAGCCUGAACAGUUUCUGUUCCAGCUCUCAGAGAUCCCUAACUUUUCAGGCAGGGUCUUCUGUAUCCUCUUCCAGUCCACCUUCUCUGAGUGCAGCUCCUCCAUCCACCGCAAGCUAGAAAUCCUGCAAAGAGCCUGCACUAUCCUGCAGAGUGGAAACGGGGUGAUGAAGGUGCUGGGUCUGGUUCUGGCCUUUGGGAACUUCAUGAAUGGAGGGAACCGGACCAGAGGCCAGGCGGAUGGCUUCAACCUGGACAUCCUGCCCAAGCUCAAGGACGUGAAGAGCAGUGACAACAUGCGAAGUCUUCUGUCCUACAUUGUGGCUUACUAUCUCAGGCACUUUGACGAGGACGCUGGCAGAGAGACGUGUGUCUACCCUCUCCCUGAGCCUCAGGACCUGUUCCAGGCCUCCCAGAUGAAGUUUGAGGACUUCCAGAAGGAUCUAUCCCGUCUGAGGAAGGACCUGCGUGCAUGCACUUCAGAGGUGGAGAAGGUGUGCAAGGUGUCGUCGGAAGAACAUCUGCAGCCCUUCAAGGACAAGAUGGAUGAAUUCAUCAGUCAAGCCAAAUGUGAAUUGGAGGCUCAGGAGACCCAGCUCAACGGGACGCACAAGAUCUUCCUGGAGCUGACCGUGUUCUUCUCAGUAAAGGCCAAGAUGGGAGAGAAGGAGGUUUCUCCCCACACCUUCUUCUCUGUGUGGCAUGAGUUCUCCUCAGACUUCAAAGAGCUGUGGAAGAAGGAGAACAAGCUGAUCCUACAGGAAAGGUUGAAGGCAGCAGAGGAGUGUUUCAGACAGGCCAAGGAGAAGGCCACCUACAGUGUCAAACCCAAGCACGCCUCAGGAAUCAAAGCCAAGCUGGGUAUGAAGAUCUGAUGGAUUGGCUGGUGGAGCACAGUGGAGACAGGAGGAUGAGGAAGAGACUAAGCCCAAUCGGACUGCAUGGACCAGCAGGUGAACUGUACAAGAACAGUAAUACCUGUCUGGCUGUCUGCCUGCUUGACUUCUGAGGUACUGCUCCAUUAUCUUAACGUGCUCUUUCUCCAUACCCACACCCAACAAGGAGUCCUGUGAUUUGUCCAAAUAAUGUCAAGACAACAGGAACCUGUUAUCAGAUAUAUGGAUGUAUAAGACACAGGAUAGUGACCAGCAAACAGUGGAGUGUAUGACAACGGUGUCAGGUCCUUCAACAGUAUUAUUUUUUUAAUAAUCUUGCAUUCAAAACACAAUUUAAGUUACAUCAGUUCAAUCUCAAUGUUGUUCAAAUCCUACUUGAUUACAAUUUUUAAAACAAAGGUGUUUUAAAAAAUGAAUUAAAAUAAAAAAGUCUGUGUCCAGGUAAAUAAGGAUCCAGCUCGUCUGAGUUGGUUUUGAGUCAACAAAACCUCUGAAUGUGGACAUACGAUCUCUGAGCUCAGCUAAAUUACGGCAGUCAACUGCUUUCUGGAGCUUUCCGUAACUGUACGGGCACAUCUGCUCUAAAGUACAAAAUCUUUGGCAACGUACAUCUGUGUCAUCCAAAGUAUGAGAAAGAAAAUGCCUAACCUCUGUAAAUGUAUAACUGACUCACUUAUUUAAGAUGAAAUGCUCAUUUUGAAUCUUAAGUUUGUUUGUGAGAGUUGGGUGGGGAAGGUUAUUACAUUUCUUUGGACACUAACAUUGUAAGAAAGUAUUCAGAGGAAUGUUUAAUUUUGCAUUUAAAUUACAACACUUGACUUGGUUGCAAAAAUAUAUAUUUAAAAAUGCUAUUCGAUGAUUUUAUCAAUGUAAAGUAGUAUUCAAUUGUGUAACAUUCUUUUGUUAAUGUUGUGUUCUGUGCCCAGCAUGUCAAUCACUUAACAAUCCUGGAUUUGUUUGAGGUUUGAAUCCUCCAUGUGCAAUAAGUGUUUGUAUAAACCAGAUCUUUUGUUUUGGUUCGGGAGGAGUGUAAUUUAUGUAAAAUAAAAGGAUGAAUAAAUUCAGCAUUGUA
This is a messenger RNA of Osmerus eperlanus (European smelt), 7306 nucleotides long. It is a transcript of the gene fmn2b, whose product is annotated as formin 2b. The coding region runs from base 259 to 6213 and encodes 1984 amino acids. Lineage: Eukaryota; Metazoa; Chordata; Actinopteri; Osmeriformes; Osmeridae. Gene Ontology annotation, biological process: actin nucleation; intracellular transport. The transcript is spliced from 22 exons. The record is from RefSeq and is a predicted model, not a curated record. Gene Ontology annotation, cellular component: actin filament; endoplasmic reticulum membrane; cytoplasm. Gene Ontology annotation, molecular function: microtubule binding.